Molecule: messenger RNA, 843 nt
Organism: Ilex paraguariensis (yerba mate)
Lineage: Eukaryota; Viridiplantae; Streptophyta; Magnoliopsida; Aquifoliales; Aquifoliaceae
Source: the annotation of a GenBank genome assembly
AUGGUUCCAACAAUGACUGCUAGUGUAGAAGCUAUGCUUGAAGGAUGGAGAGAUUAUGUAGGUAAGGAGACAGAGGUAUAUGAAAAUUUCAGUGUUUUGACCUCAGAAGUAAUAUCAAAGACAGCUUUUGGAAGCAGUUACUUGGAAGGGAAGAAUAUAUUUGAGAUGUUAGAGAAGUUGGGCAUGGUAUGGUGGACUCCAAUUUACAUUCAAUAUGUCAUGAGAUCUCAAGGAGUCAAAGGUCCUUCUUAUGAAUUCUUCCAUGGAAACAACAAAGAGGUGAUUAACAUGAAAAAAAUAUCCAUGAUCCGUCCCAUGGACUUGUCACACGACAUAUUUUCCAGGAUUCAGCCUCACAUGUACUCGUGGAUCAAGCAAUAUGGGAAGCAUUUUCUUUUGUGGAAUGGUCCUCAAACUCAGUUGGUUGUUACUGAACCUGAGCCAAUUAAAGAGAUACUAAGCAAUAAAAAUGGUGCAUUUCCAAAAAUUAAACUCCAAAGUCAUGCGAAGAAGUUAAUAGGAGAUGGACUUGUGGCUUCAGAAGGUAAAAAAUGGUCAAAGCUACACACACUAUCGAACCAUACUUUCCAUGCUGAGAGUUUGAAGGAGAUGGUUCCAACAAUGACUGCUAGUGUAGAAGCUAUGCUUGAAGGAUGGAGAGAUUAUGUAGGUAAGGAGACAGAGGUAUAUGAAAAUUUCAGUGUUUUGACCUCAGAAGUAAUAUCAAAGACAGCUUUUGGAAGCAGUUACUUGGAAGGGAAGAAUAUAUUUGAGAUGUUAGAGAAGUUGGGCAUGGUAAUAUUCAGAAACGAUGGCAAAGUACGCUUUCCCAUCCCUAAGUAA